This is a messenger RNA of Quercus lobata, 2421 nucleotides long. RefSeq lists its product as uncharacterized. Bases 214 to 2139 code for a protein of 641 amino acids. NCBI's taxonomy places the organism in Eukaryota, Viridiplantae, Streptophyta, Magnoliopsida, Fagales, Fagaceae. The transcript has 5 exons. The record is from RefSeq and is a predicted model, not a curated record.
ACUAUUUCACACUGAAAAAUUCAGCUUGAACCAUUUAGGGGCUACAAUCGCCUUAACAAGUCAAGGUCUUUCACUAUAUAUCAUCGAACACUCCCACCCUGAUUCCUCAAGCUUGUUGAAUCGUUUCCCUAAUCUCUCUGCUCGUUCGCCUUUCGAUUUUCAUCCAUACCAGUAAAGGUUUCUCAUCUAAUCGAUUUUGGAAUCAGGGCGGUCAUGGAUGACACUAAUGGUCAGAGUGUUCUAACCCCCGAAUCAAAAACUAAAAAGCUCGAUAAGACCAAAAGUGCUGAGACUAACGUAGUCGUACAUGAGCUUGCUAAGAUCAAUGGUGAAGGAUCCGUCAUUGCAAUUGGGAAUGAGGGCACGAUGGUUCGAUGUGAACCAAUGAAGAUGAAUGAUGAAGAAUCCAUGAUUGUUACUAGGCAUGGGGACGAAGAUAAGGAAGAACAUAUAGUCGAAAAGACAAAUGAUGAUGAAAAUACAAGAGAAAAGGUAAGAAACAAAGAAGAAAUGAAUAAGGAAGUAAGGAAUGAGGAGGUGACAUUGAAUGACAAGGAAUUGACGAAGGCGAAGGGUGAAAAGAAGGAAGAACACAUGGUAACAAAGGAAAAUAAUGAAGAAAAGGUAAGGAAUGAAGAAGAAAUGGAUAAGGAAGUAAAGAAUGAGGAUGAUAUUGAAAGGGAUUCUAAGGAAAAGAUUAAAAAGCCGAAGAAAAGGAACAGAAGGAAGAAAAUGGCUUCGAGGAAUAUCAAUGCAAUGAUGGCCAAGGAUGACAAGAAACUAGAAGACUCUUUGGACAAAAUUAGUGAAAGGAAGAAUAUGGUUCCGAGUGGUUCUACUAAAGUGGCCGUUGGUGAUUCUAAGCAACCAAAAUCUUUAAACACAAAUCGCAAAAGGAAAAGGAUGGCUAGAGUUACCAAUGCAUUGACCACUAAAGGUGCAAACGAGUUGGAAUCAUCUGACAAGAAGACCAAGAAGGGGAAGAUGGCUUUGAAUGGUUCUAAUGAAGAGGUCACUAAGGAUAUUGGCAAGCAACAAUUGUCAAAAAAAAAGACGACGGAAAAGGUGAAGAGUAUGGGAAUGAUAUUCAUGUGUAGUUCAAAGACAAAGAAGGAUUGCUAUCGCUACAAGGUCUUAGGGUUGCCUGAAAACAAGAAAGAUAUUGUACUAAAGAUUUAUGAAGGCAUGAGGUUGUUCUUGUAUGAUUUUGAUUUGAGAUUGAUGUAUGGGGUCUACAAAGCCGCAGGACCCGGGGGUUAUAACAUUGAGCCUAGGGCUUUCAAGUCUGCAUUCCCGGCUCAGGUGCGCUUCACUGUUUUGGAGGAUUGCUUGCCGCUGGCAGAGGAAAAGUUUAAAAAGGUCAUCAAGGAUAAUUAUUACACUAAGAACAAAUUCGAUGGUCAAUUGACUUCUGAACAGGUGAAGAACCUGUGCAAUCUUUUCCGAUCUGCUCAUAAAGUUACGGAGUCCAAAGGGAUUGGCAGAAGUCCCGGGGCAGAAACUCGCACUUAUGGAAACCGAAAAAGAGCCAGGCGGCACAAGGCAGAAACUCAUACUUCUGGAGACCGAAAAAGAACUAGGCAACAUAGUCGGGAGCGAGAGAGGGGGCACAAUCGGGAGCAAGAGAGGCACUAUGCUGAUGGUGGAGGCCGCCUGUAUGGUGAGAGGCCUGUUUAUGAAAGGGAGGCAUUUGCAUCUUCCCUAGUGCAUGCGACUCUACCCCCACCUUUACCUCAACCUUUGGGACCUGCGCAUCCUUUGCCAUCAUAUGUUUAUGAGAGGGCCUCAGAGUUGGGUACUUACAGACAGGAACCACUCAGUGAGCAUCAUGAUCGACGGCUUUCAGAUCUGGAACUGAGGCACCGAGAUGGGAUUGAAUAUCACGAUCCCUAUGUUUUAAAUCGGGAUCCCCUCCUUUUGUACAGGGAGCGUCCUUUGUACCGUGAUCCGUUGUAUUCUACAGGUGCACUACCCGAGUACCGUUUUGCAGAACCACAUAUUGAGUAUCGACCUCUGACAGGCCCUCAACCACUGCAUGAGUUCCGUACACCCACAGACCCUCUUCGUGAAUACCAUCCCCAUCCUCCCCCCGGCCUCUUACCUGAAUACCAUCCCCUUCCACCCCUGCAUCGCUACUAGAUCAGUCUCAAGAACUGGGAAGACUUUUAGUUCACAUUUCAGUUGUUUAUAGUUUAUCUAAUGCAUGAAUUUCUGCAAAGCAGUAAUUAUUCUGAAGUGGCUUUGGCAGUUCCAAAAUGAACUUUUAAAAAGACUCCAAACUGUUAAAGAGUUGUCUGCUCGAUCAUUGCCAAAUAAUUAACCUGGUAUUUUCAGUUUGGCGCCUCAUGCUUAAUCUGACAUAUUACUAUUGUGUUCUCUGGUCUUAGUGAGGCCGAGAAUAUUUUGUUUUGGAGUUCUUAA